Messenger RNA from Daphnia pulex (common water flea), 4143 nucleotides. RefSeq names its product F-BAR domain only protein 2-like. The record is from RefSeq and is a predicted model, not a curated record. The transcript has 19 exons. Gene Ontology annotation, biological process: clathrin-dependent endocytosis; clathrin coat assembly. Lineage: Eukaryota; Metazoa; Arthropoda; Branchiopoda; Diplostraca; Daphniidae. Gene Ontology annotation, cellular component: cytoplasm; clathrin-coated vesicle; clathrin-coated pit. The coding region runs from base 135 to 3692 and encodes 1185 amino acids.
GACCGGAUUUGUUACAAAGCAAAAGGGACGAGAGAGGGGAGUGAAAAACGUAGAGUCAAAGGGGUGGGUAGUAGUAGCUUUUUUGAAGGAACGUCAACCUUUUUUUAAAAAAGCUGCGAGGCCACAAAGUGAAAAUGGUAGUGGAUUUCUGUGAUUAUUUCUGGGGAGAGAGGAACAGUGGAUUUGACGUGUUGUAUCAUAACAUGAAGUAUGGCCUCGUUGCAAGCAAAGAGUUGGCGGAAUUCCUCAGAGAAAGAUCUUCUCUGGAGGAAACAUAUAGCAAACAGUUAGGUAAAUUGGCCAAGCAGUGUGGCUCGUCAACCAGCAUAGCAGCUGCCAAUAGUGCUACCACUAAUCCAAAUGGAGCACCAAAUGUCGGACCCCUGUGUACAUUUACUCCAUUGUGGCAAUUACUUAAAACAUCCUGUGAAAAAGUGGCUCAGCUUCAGUUACAGAUGGCUCAAAAGCUAAAUGAAAUGGUUAAAGAUGUUGGCAAAUACAGUGAUGAACUAGCCAGGAAACACAAGGUUGUCAAGGAAUCAGAAAGCAACACAGUUGAAGCUAUUCAGCUUUUGAAUCAAACCAAUGUGACCUUACAACGAUCAAAAGAGGCAUACUUUCAACGCGGUGGGGAACUGACGAAAUUGCGCAGAGAUGGCUCAACAUCGAACAAGGACUUGGAGCGUGCCGACACCAAAUUUCGCAAAGCUGCUGAAGAGUACCGGAACUUAGUUGAAAAAUACGCACAAAUGCGGGAAGAUUUCGAAAGAAAAAUGACCGUUUCUUGCAGGCAUUUUCAAGAAGUGGAAGAAGGUCAUCUAAGUCAAAUGCGAAAUUUCCUCAACAGCUAUGUUAAUGUCUUGUGCAACAACUAUGAAGCUAUGGGACAGGUUCACGUCGAUCUUCGACAGCAGUGGGAUGACUUGAGUGUCGAUCGACUUAUGGACAUGUUUGUCGUGUCCAAGAUGACAGGCAUGGAAAAACCUUUACCUGUGGAGUUCGAAGAGUUCCCCUUGGACAGUGAUCAACAACUGGGAGCAAAUACUUCGAAUCAACUUCCCGAUUACUUGGAAGAAUGGACAGCGCCCACGUCUACUACUGGCAAAGUUCGAGAAGAUGGAGGUGAGUCCAGGAAGAAGGUGUCAAACAAGAAGUCGUUCAUCAGCAGCAGCAAGGAGGAGAAGAAGGAGAAACGAAGCAAACGAGACAGCGAAGAAGGUGGUCGAGUCGCCGGCAAACAGGGUUCCCGCCGGGCUACUUCUCUCUUGAACUUAUUCACCUCCUCCUCCUCUUCCUCCCCAAAUGCCCAGGGCAAGAGCAAGGUGAAGGCAUCAGGCAAGGUUCGUCCGCUCAAGGGAGGAGGUGAUUCGGCGGCCGAGGAACCGAUGAGUCCAUCUGUGGACGUGGUGAGCGUCGCCAGCGGGCGGGGCUUGGGCGGAUCAGCUCCUGCAACGCCCACUGAGGCCGAGUCGGCCACCAACCAGUCAGCCACCGGAUCCUGGAGCAGGAACUCUUUGCGGGGCUCGAAAUGGUUUUUGAAGAGCCGCCGUGACCGCCGAAAGGAAAAAGACAAGGACAAGAACAAGGUGUCGAAAAAGAAGCGCGAUUCGGAUGCAUCCAGCAUUAAGAGCGACGGCGAGCCCAACCUGACCGGCUCGGCAACGGGAGUCGCCGUCGUGAGUGGAGGAAGCAAUGUUUCUAGCGGCAACAUCACUCUUGGAGGUGUGGGUAGCGGCGGCGGCAGUGGUCAAGAUAGUAGCAGUUUCGGACGUGAAAAAGAGCGCCGUGAAGACAAGGAUGAAAGUCCGUUGUACUCGACUGGCGACGCGGCGUCCGACAGCGCCGUUAAAGUCGACGACGAAGGCUACACAAUUCGACCGCGAGAUGAAACGUGGAAUGCGGAGAAAACCAGCGGUUUCUACUCGAGUUCCGACGCUGAUUCGGAUGACGAGCCGGAGAGAAAAUUGCACGUUGAAAUCAAACCCAUUACCAACGGAUCCAAUUUGCCAAGUGCCACGGUUGAUGAACUGAAAGCGACCAUUGAAGGAUUCAAUAUCAACACUUCCAUGUUCAACACUGCCGCUAAAAAGAACACUUCCAUGGAUUCCUAUUCGACAUCUCAACUGAGUAUGGGGAAAUCGAGUAGCGAUCUAGUCGGUCUUAACCUAUUUCACAGUCCUACUCAUUCCAACACGUCUACCCCGACCGGCACAGUCGCUGCUGGAGGCCAGUCCUUCGCUUCCAUGAUGUCGCCCACUGGAACGGGUUCGCCCUCCAACCGGCAUAAUACGGCCACACCUGCAGCCUGUGCAGGUGAAGAUCUGUUUGAUGAAGUGGGCGAAAUCGUUCCUGCAUUACCUCCUAAACAGGGAAGGUUGCAAGCUCCCAACUCCCGAGGCAGUACGCCCACUCUUGGCACUAUCGCCGUCCCACGCCCGCCUUCUCGCAAAGGAAUGGAGACCACUGCUCGUUUGGCGGCCGCCAGUCCUCUCACACUCCAGUCGUCGCCAGCUCCUAGUGCCAACACAUAUUCAACUAACAUAGCGCGAGCUGAUUCCGUUCUGAGCCUUGACUUUAGAUCUGGUGUAUCGACCUCGCCGACGUCACUGAGCCGACCGGGAUCGAGAUCGGCCGGUCCGUCCCCGUUAACCGUCAGCAUGCCUUCGACGGGAAGUGCAGGCGCUGUCGACAGUAUCCCACUUGCAGUUGCAUUCCAAGAGGUUGUUCACGCCCUGUUCCGCGGAACCGACGAGGCGAGAUGCCAAGUCCGGAUCAGCGGCGACAUGAUGCUCUCAUUUCCAGCUGGUUUGGUCCAGUUGAUCAAUGCACAGCCUAAUCAUAACAUACCGCCCAUAUCAUUCCGAAUUCGUAAUUAUCAAAAUCUGGAGAACGUUGUUCCCAACAAACAAGUGCUCAACAUGGAACAAGAUCUGAUGAGCGUCGAGCCAGUGUUCCAUUUCAACAUGCCACAGUUAACUUUGCUUCUCAAGCGGCAAGCCGAACAAAAUCCUUCGGCGUCCUACUUCAAUGUGGAUAUCCUCAAGUAUCAAGUGAAGGCUCAGAGUGGCACAGGCUCAGCGCCGUUGCACUUGGUGGCCUAUUGGAAGUGCGAGCCGUCGCAAACGGACGUGCGUUUGGACUACAAGUUCAACGCCCACGCCCAAGUAACGCCGGCUCCGCUGCGCAAUCUCAUGAUUUCCGUACCGAUCGAAGGAGCCGUGACGUCGAUGCAAGCCAAACCGCAAGGAGAAUGGCAAGUUGAAUUUUUGUUUUUGUUUUAUUUGUAUUAUUUCUUUUACCCCUAUUACUACCCCCGUUCGUCAACUGAUUGGAUUACGUUGAUUUCAUGGCUGGAAAUUCUCGGAUAUACGUGCAGGAUGGGAAAUAGUAAUCGCGCUCUUUGGAAGCUACCGGAAAUGUCGCUGGAGGCGGAUGGUGCCAACAUGGGCUCAAUACGAGCCCGUUUCAACGUCAGCGGCAGUUCGGGCAGCCCGACGACAAUCACUGCUCACUUUGGUUGCGACGGCUCGACCAUGUCUGGCGCUGAAAUGGAUUUAGUCUCGACGGGCUACCGGACAUCCUUGGUCAAAAGACGUUUCGUCGCCGGUAAAUAUCUGUGCGAAGCUGAGGCUUCAGCUCUGCAGAACAAUCGUUACGCGGCUCCGCCGGGCCCGACUUCCACCGAAUGCUGAAAUAAAUUCUUAGAACCUGAUUGAAGCAAAGUCACGAAGGGUAACCAAAACUCGCAUCUAAUCGAAUUGGAAGGAAUCUUCUCUUUUAGACACAUAUAUUCUACUGUAUACAUACCUUUAAAAAAAAAUAGAAAAAAACAAAAAAUCGGUAAACCCCAAACUCGACGCUCUUCCUCCCCUCCCUCACAUCCAAAUUUUUAAACCAACAAAAAAAAUAUUGAUUAAUAAUAAUAAUUAAUAAGUAAUGGGUCAAACCAUUUGUUGUCUUGUUCAGCAGCAAUAGCAGCAAACCAACCGAUUUGCACGUUAAAAAAAAUUGUUACAUGUAAAGCUGCCUUACCUUGAAAAGGGCAAGACAUCACUUUAUCUUCUUAUAUUUGCCCUUUUUUCCCUCGUUUCCUGUUUCUUCUUAAUUUUUUGGGUCAUAAUACGAUACAAACUACAAAACAAA